Messenger RNA from Photinus pyralis (common eastern firefly), 984 nucleotides. RefSeq lists its product as uncharacterized. The record is from RefSeq and is a predicted model, not a curated record. The coding region runs from base 148 to 984 and encodes 278 amino acids. NCBI's taxonomy places the organism in Eukaryota, Metazoa, Arthropoda, Insecta, Coleoptera, Lampyridae. The transcript has 3 exons.
ACGAAAUUACUGGUGUGUGUGCGUAAAUUUUUCUCAAAAUUUUGUAACGGUUUAUUACAACUCUUACGUUUUGGUAAGUUUAACAUAGCGCGUACUGGAAAAGUUCACCUACAUCUAGCUUGCGUAUUUAUUAUAGUGUUUACCAUCAUGGAUCGAAGGAAAAGAUAUACUUCUUCCACUUAUCGUCAGAGUAAAAAGAAAAAAAUGCAAAGAAUGCGGAACACCAAAUUGGACAGAACGAAAGACGUCCCCAUGCCAUUACCUUCUUUUUCCCAAACAUUAGAAGUUUCAUCGACUGCUUAUGCAUUUCCGUCAACUUCACAAAUUACGGUCGAACAAGAAGACGAAAAUAUCGAGGAAAACAUAGCAUUCGAACCGGAAAAUAAUAGUCCCGAUAAUAUUGCUGAUAUGCCAGGAUUACAAGAAAACAUUGUAGGAAGGAGAGUAAUUAACAUAGCCCAUUUUUUUAGACAAAUUCUGACAAACGAAUUACAUCAACCAUUCAAUUGCUCACUAGUGAACAUGGAAAUUAUGCAAGAAAGACGAAAUGGACUUAAAAGUGAGUUUGUAUUAAAGUGUAAAAUGUGCGGUGUAAUACAAACAAUUAGUUCAGAAAAUUGUACUGAUGAUUCCUUACUAGAUAUAAACACUAGUGCCGUUUUAAGUGCUAUAUCAACCGGAAUAGGGCAUUCUAAUUUGGAAGAAAUUCAUGCUGCGAUGGCGAUUCCGUCAAUAUCCAAUCGACUGUACUCACAACACCACAGUUUGUUGGCCGAGACUAUCCACAAGUCUGCUUGGAUGGAAAUGGAAAUAGCUGGAAAAGAGGAAAAAAGAAUGGCCGAAGAAGUUGGCGAAGUCGAUGAAAAUGGUAUACCAUUAGUAUCGGUCAUCGCGGAUGGGGCUUGGUGUAAAAGAUCUUAUGGAACGAAUUACGCUGCAAAUUCCGGUGUUGGGUGUAUUAUAGGUAGCAGUACAAUGCCGUAG